AUGGAAGUGGAGGCCGUGGUGGGGAGGACGGGGUCGUUGCCCUGCGACAUCGAGCCGGACUCGCACGAGGACAGGGUCUACAUGGUGCUCUGGUUUCGCCACGCCGGUGGCAAACCGUUAUACAGGUUAGUUGUCUAUAGCAUGCAUUUUAGAGGGCGGAAACCCUUUAAGUUCAACAGGAGACGGAGAAGAAUAACAGACGAUGACCUCGCAAUAUGGUUCUGGGACCCAAACCUAUUACUGUUUAAACUUUUAUUAGGUUUAUCACCUAGCACCAAGCAUCAUAUACCUGUGUUGUUUGGUGCUAUAGGCGGCAUGUAUUUCCACCUUUGCUAUUCAAAAAGACUCGUUUAG
This is a messenger RNA of Pieris macdunnoughi, 354 nucleotides long. Lineage: Eukaryota; Metazoa; Arthropoda; Insecta; Lepidoptera; Pieridae. The record is from the annotation of a GenBank genome assembly.